This is a messenger RNA of Phodopus roborovskii (desert hamster), 1025 nucleotides long. It is a transcript of the gene Etfrf1, whose product is annotated as electron transfer flavoprotein regulatory factor 1. Gene Ontology annotation, cellular component: mitochondrion. Bases 48 to 314 code for a protein of 88 amino acids. Lineage: Eukaryota; Metazoa; Chordata; Mammalia; Rodentia; Cricetidae. The record is from RefSeq and is a predicted model, not a curated record. Gene Ontology annotation, biological process: respiratory electron transport chain. The transcript is spliced from 2 exons.
UUUUCUUUAGGUAUGUUAUAUAUAAAAGUGGAUUAAUUCCAUGUGAAAUGAAAAUGGCCAAUUCUUUACGAGGAGAAGUACUGGCUCUUUAUAAAAAUCUGCUGUAUCUUGGACGGGACUAUCCAAAAGGAGCAGACUAUUUUAAACGGCGUUUGAAGAAUGUUUUCCUUAAAAACAAGGAUGUGAAGGACCCAGAGAAGAUCAAAGAGCUUAUUGCACGGGGAGAAUUUGUGAUGAAGGAGCUAGAGGCCUUAUACUUCCUCAGGAAAUACAGAGCCAUGAAACAACGUUAUUAUUCGGAUACCAACAAUUAACCAGUCUUUGCCACCAGUGCCUGGCUGACAAGCAAUAUACCAGCUAUUAUAAAAUAAUCCAAUUUACAAUGGCUAGAUAAAUGUUUAAAAAACCAGAGUUGCCAUACUGUACUAAAAUGCAUUUCCACCUCAUUGAUACUGUGAGCUUUACUCAUAAUCCAUUAUGCUCAAAUUUUAUUAAUAUAGUAACUUUAGCAAAUUUCAUGAGAAUACAAUUUUGGAAGAAAACACACCUAAUUUUCUAAUAUGCUAUGGGCAAUUAUUCUUAGUCUAUUUUUCCAUUUACUGGUGAGACUAAUUAGCAAAUGGUGUCUGACAGGGUUACCCUUUAGCUUGUGAGCCUUGUUUCCCCUUCAUCCGGUGUACACAAGUGCAUACUCAAGGCUCUCUACAAAUACCUCCUCAAAAUGAUUUGAAUGCCAUUAUCAAAAUAAGCCCUACGAACGUGACUUUGACUGUCAUUAUGUAGCCAUCAUUUCCAUUAUUCUUUGUGCUGCCAGCUCCCUUAAUUUCUAAAUCAGUUGUCCUGCUUGGACUAGCUUUCAUGAGGGGUGGUGAUGCUGUUUCCAUCAUUAAAGCAGGUAUACUUUGUCUAGCCGUGACAACUAAUGUGGAAUGAACCUAGCAGUCAGAACUGCAAGUUAAUGCAAAAACUUAAAACAUUUAUGUAAUAUUCUUAGCAACUUUAUAAAUAAAGAACUUUCCAACUUA